GCUGUCUGUCGGGGAAGAGCCCGAGUCUCUCCCUCUCUCUUUUUUCUUUCUUUUCUUUUUUCGCUUGGCUUUUCCGUUGGCUUUUCAAGUGAAAUGUGGUCAAAUCCGUCUCUCUCCUGUUAAUACGGAAAGUCGUCAUUAUUGAGCUUUCUCUCUUAAAAAUAAAUGUAUAUUCAUCAACUUGGACGUUUCUAUCGAAUUUCAGUCGAAUAUUUUCCAACGUUUGAAUUACGUGGUGUAGCGCCACGUAAAAUAAAAUAGAUAUCCCCCCCACCCCAACUGAAAAAGCAGACACACAUUUUGACGUGUGCUUGACUACGAGUAUCAAGGUGCCGACGGCUAACAGCUCCGAACGGCUGGGGCUGGGGGGACUCUCCAAGCCAAUGUGGCAAUUGUGUUCAGUCGAAGUUGCUGCUGAACGAGAACGAGACGUAUCUCUGAAACUUCUCCGAACAAAAUCAUUUUUUUUCCCCCUCUUCUUCGUCAAUCACACACACAAACACACCAAAUCCCCGACGAAAUCGAUCUCUCUCUCUCACUGGUGUCGUGUGUGUUUCUCCCUCAAUUUCGACGAAUAAUUAGUCUUGGAAAAAAUCGCCAUUACUCCCCACCACAAAAAAACGUUCAAAUGACUCAAUCGAUUGGCUUUCUUUUUUUCGAAAAUUGAAUUCUCGGUGUGUCUGUGCUGCCGAGUCUCUUUUUUAUUUUUUGGCGCAAGCAUAAACUUUGGUGGGGACAUAUAUCCAACGAGUGUGUUACGUGUUGGACGUGUGGUGUGUGUGUGGUGUGUGUUGCAGUGUCUGUGUGUCGACUGGAAUCUGGCCAAAAGCAAGCCGAGUCUCGUGUCUUGGAUUAUUGCACAAUUUAAGACUUACCACUUACUCACUACUACCACAUACCUCUAACCUCAUCUCUGCGGAUCUAUUCAAACUCGGCACAUGCAGGUUGAUUCAGCAUGAAAACAGGCCAUGUUGUGGAAAGAUUAAAGCAUUCGAGUAGCAGCAGCAGCAGCAGCAGACUGGAGCCUCAACGGAUGUGGAGCUAAGAGCGGGGCAGCCAAUAAGAUUAUUGGUUGCGUGCGGAGUAAUGUCGGAGGUGCUGCCUCCGAAACGUCAGGCGGCCGUGGAUCGACUGCGGAGGCGAGUCGAAGUCUACACCAAGGAUCAUCAGGAUCGAUUUAUGCACUAUGAUCGAAUCGGACCGGCCUUGUGCGAACAGCAAAUGCAAGAGUCGUUCGCAUUGAAGCAAAAGUAUCUCGACCCCAAAGCCAAAAAGACGAGUAGCAACAGCAAGAGCAAUAAAAGCAGCAGCAGCAGUAGCGGCGGAAUUAAUAACAACUCAACUACUAAUACCGGUGGUGGUCCGUCCAGCACCGAACGUACAAAACCGGCUACGGAGACUCACGCCGGCAACACGCAGUCGAAUAAGUACGGGAAGCGUCCGCUGGACGAGAGCGGAGAUGGAGGAGGGAGUGAGUCCAGCGGGAUGAACGGAUCAUCAUCCCAAAAUCAAAAUCAACAAAAUCACUCCUCCUCCACUUCGUCGUCGUCGACGUCGGGCGGCGGCGACGGACCACCGGCCGCCAAGAUCCAAUGCACGACGACGACGACGGCUAGCUCAUCGGCGACGGCCUCUGGUGGCGGCCCAGCCAAAUUCUCGGUCGAAAUCGUUCAGCAGCUCGAGUUCACCGCUAGCGCCAGCGGCGCCACCAGCGUCUCUGUCAAGACGCUCACCAACACAUCCGUCAAGAGCGAGACUCAGGUGUCGCCAUCCAACGGCCAAGAUGGCCCGCCCGAAAUGAAAAAGGAGAAACGAUGCGACACGCCCGACUUUAUGGCGGAAUUGAACGGCGACUCUGAUGAAACGGCGGCCGAUUUAGCCAAUUUGGAGCGUUUCAUCUCGGAGGACACGUCGGAUGGAAUCAUCAAUGCGGAUACGUUCAAAGAUCUGAUCUCAGAGAUACACGAUCUGCCUCCUGAAUUUAUGGAGGAAUUCGAUUUCGACACGACAGACACCAACAUCAAAAGUGGCGGACUCUUGUCCGAUCCAUUCGGCGCUCCUUUGGUAUCCGACGGAUCUCGCACGGUCGACUCCAUCGUCUCACGACUCAAGCAGGAAGAGGUGGAAGCGGCCGACCGCGAAAUCCAGGCAGCCAUGCUGGAUAUCGGCAAAUCGAUGAGCAUGAACGCCCAGUCGAGUAGCAGUUCCAGUAGCUGCAACAACAACAACACGUCAUCAUCCAUCUUGACGACGAGUAUAACGACAUCCAGUUGCAGUACGGCCACCCUAUCAUCGACAUCAACUGGAUCAUUUAACAACAACAAUCCGACUGGGAUUGCUCCAGGGCCGUUUGUUGAUACCUCCAAAAGCACCCCGCCCAUCCAGCAUCAACAGCAGCAGCAGCAGCAGCAAAGAGUGGACAACAGUGCUGCCGUCGCUGGUGGUGGCAAUGGCAUGAAUAAUCGGCAAAUGCCGCAACCAUUUGGAGUCAAUUCCGGUGGCCCGGAACUCAGUCCGGCCGCGUUGACAUUGAAGCAAAUGGCGGAGCAACAUCAACACAAAGCUCAGAUGGGUAUGACUCCGGCGGCCAUGAAUCAGGCCUCGACAGGUCUCUCUGCGCCCCCGACAAUGGCCAAUCAAGGUGCACCUUUGGUUCCUCCCCACCAUCCGCCUGUCGUCAACAACAUGCGGAUGCGGGGCAAUUUCCAAGACCAGCAGCAGCAACACCAACAACAGCAGCAGCAGCAGCCUCAGCAACAACCGCAGUACAACAAUCCAUCCGCACAAGGCCCAACCCAGCAGCAGCAGCAACAACAACAACAGCAGCAAGCGAAUCAGUUCAUGAAUCGAACGCCGUACACGGGCCAAGGUGGCUACGGUCCCAAUAGUCCAAUGAUCAAGAAGGAAAUGCCCUAUUUUGCCAAUUCGCCCUUGGGAGGCAACAGCCCCGGACCUGGGCGACCAGUCCAACAACAACAACAGCAUCAACAACAACAGGGCAUCCCCGGUAGCCAACAUCAAGUCCCUGGUGCCAAAUCAUCACCUGUUCCAAUGAGCCAGACAAGCCCAAUGGGACCACCUACCCCUCAGCAAAUGCAACAACAACAACAGCAGCAACAACAAUUCAACGCUCGAAAAGCGCCAACGCCGACGAGUACAACUGCAAGUGGCAAUAACACGAGCGGUAACAGCGGUCGGACACCUCCGCCAUCAGCUGCUGGACCGGGCAGCGUCCAGUUUAGCCAAACUCAACAGCAACAGAUGCACAUGAGUAGCAGCGGAGGCAACAACGGUCAACAAAUCCAGAUGGCUGCAUCUCAUCACAUGCAAAUGUCAGCGGAUGUCAAAGUCAACGCCGGUAUGUCCAACAUGCAAAUGAGGCAGCAGCAGCAUAUGGUACAACAGCAACAACAGUCCAUGUUUUAUCAAAAUCAAACGGCUGCCGCCACCGGACAACAGCAACCGACUGGAACGCAACAGCAGCAACAAUCUCAAACACAAGUCGCGCAACAACAGGCGCAGCAGCAGCAGCAACAACAACAGCCAGGCAUGGAUAACACGUACACGUACUCUGCCAGCCAGACGCAAACCAUCAACUUUACUCAACAACAUUUGAGAGCCAAUACGAGAAUGCCAGCCUCCCUCAGCGUCCAGCAGCAAGCCGCGCAACAACAGCAACAAGCUCUGCAACAUCAGCAGGCGGCACAACAACAACAGGCCAUGAUGCGGAUGCAAAUGAUGCAGCAACAACAGCAACAUGUACAACAACAGCAGCAACAACAGGGUAUGACGCGCCCUCCACCUCCCGAUUACAAAACGCCGAUGAUGGCCGGUGGUGGAGGAAUCGCGACACCCGGAGUAGCCGCCGUUGUACCUAACCAGCAGCAACAGCAACAACCCAACGUGAUGAUUGGGCAACAACAACACAUGGGUAUGAUGGCUGCUGGCAAUCAACAGCAAGGAGUUGUUGGAGGAGGAUACCCACCGGCCAUUCGGCCAGGUAUCCGGCCGAUGGUUCCCGCUCAAUCGGUGGCGGUUGGGCGUCCGUCUCCCAACGGAAACACCUCUCCGAUGUUGCAGCAACAGCAGAUGCAACAACAGCAACGACCUAUGAUGAACUACCCACAGCAACAGGUCCAACAACAGCAACAACCUCAAGGAAUGAUGGGUAUGAACAACAUGGGAGGCUACGGCGGUGGCGGCGGUAACAACAUGAUGAUGAAUCGGCCACAGUACAACAACAAUGGCGGGGGUGGCAAUCCGAUGGUCAGGGCUCAACGGCCGCCCAACGUGACGGUUGGUCCUGACGGGAUGAAUGCCUGGAGGCAGCAGCAAAUGGCCGCUAUGCAACAACAGCAGCAACAAGCCCAACAGCAGCAGCAGCAGCAGCAAGUCCAACAACAGCAGCAAGCUCAACAACCCCAGCAGGCCCAACAAAUGGCCCGUUUCCAACAGCAGCAAGCAGCAGCCAACAAUCCCAACAACAUUCGAAUGCAGCAACAAACGUACAUGCAGCAGCAGACGUACAUGCACGCGGGAAAUCAGGGCCAAAACAUGCAACAACAACAGCAGGUGACUUUGACAAUGCAGCAACAACAGGCGCAGCAAAUGCUUCAUUCGCAAAACAUGGGCAAUGCCAUGAUGCAACAGAAAAUGCAAAUGGCGACGAAUAUGCAGAUGCAACAACAGGGAAUGCAGCAGCAUAUGAGAGUGCCCCAACAACAGCAGCAGCAAUUCAGCCAAGCGCAGCAAUUUGCUCAGCAGCAGCAAUUCAAUCCCAACCAGCAGCAGCAACAACAACAACAGUUUGCCCAAGCUCAGCAUUUCAACAACGCCGGCCAACAACAGUUCGCCAACGCAUCUCAACAACAGUUUGCAACAGCCCAACAGCAACAGUUUAAUCAACAGUCUCAGGCCGGCGGAAUGGGACAGCAAACUAUGCAGCAGCAGCAGCAGACACCUCAACAACCGCAACAACCUCAGCAGCAACAGCAAUUUAACAAUCCUCAACAGCAGCAACAAGCAGCCAACAGUGGUGUCGUGGGUGGUGUCAGUUCUAGCAGCAACAGUGACUUUAGUUUGGAAUUUUUGGAUAAUAUAUCCGGCGAUAACGGCGGCCAGUUUGGCACAGACGCUCAGGAGCUGCUCAAUUCCUUUGACACUGGAGUGGGUUUCAGCUUGUUGGACACGUUAUGAAGUGGUUGUUAAUCUUCCGUGUCUCUCAGUGUUGAGUGUGCGACCACCUGCCCGUCCAUCGUUUGUUUCUUCCUAUUGACUAUCUACUGCAACGUUGUUGGUGUUGCACACCACCGCAAAAGGACAACAACCAAAAAAAAAAAACAAUUUAUACGACGAAAAAGUGUGUGUGUGUGACUGUGUGUGUUGAAAAGCUCGGUGACACGUAGCAUAUUAGCCCCUGUCUCUCUCUCGUUGACUUAUACUCUCGUGUUGAUUCUCUUAUCUCAUAUCCAUAAACAAAAAAUGUGUGGCAAGUUCCUUUAUUUCGGUUUUCCUCAAAAGAGAACCCGUUCGUUUUUCUUAUAUUUUCUUCUUCUUCCUAUUUUCAAUCUGAUAUACUAUAUUGUAAUUUGGAGGGGGGAGCAUUAUAAUUAUUUUUCCCAACUCAAAUUUUUCUUUGGGGGAUUUCUAAAAAUUGUCGACUACAAGACGACUGACGAUAUACAUAUUAUAAUAAUUUGUCUCUCCCAUCCUCGUUUUGAAUUGAAUUUGAUACUAUUACCUGCUAUACUACUACUACUAUUACUAUGUUUUUCUCUUUAAUUUUUCUCCUACCCCUCGCUCUUGAUUUAUAUAUUUCCCUCCUACCCCCCACCCUCUCCGGAACCAAUCAAAUCAAACUGUGUGUUGUUUAUUUUUUUUAUUUUUUUUCAAGCGAAAAGUCGACUUUAUAUUGGGAGUUUUGCUGGGAAUCGUCUCCCAAUCUCCUCAUGUCCUUACAUUUUGUCUCUGCGCUCCGAAAAAAUCGAUUCAAAAAGUUUUAAAAACCAAUUCUUCCCUACGUCUUUUCAAAAAACAUUCAAAAAAUCAUUUCGGUUCGUCGCGCACACAAAUUUCUCUCAAGUCGAAAUCACUGCAGAAAAUGAUCAAAACAGUGCCAGUAUACCUCCUCCAAUCCUUUUCCUCCGACCUCAACAACAACAACAACAACUAUUACAACAACGCCUUCCUCCUCCACCGACAUUCUUACCACCACCACCACUACUUCUCCCUUCCCCAAUCCCCCCCGAUUUAUAUAAUUAAUUUUUUUUAAAUCGAUGAUCGAACGAGCUGUGUGUAUAUUUUUUUAUACUCUCGCGCCAAAACAAAAAUAAUGUUGUUCUGAAUUAUGCAAUAUACAUGUUAAAUGACCAA
Molecule: messenger RNA, 6372 nt
Organism: Daphnia pulex (common water flea)
Lineage: Eukaryota; Metazoa; Arthropoda; Branchiopoda; Diplostraca; Daphniidae
Product: neurogenic protein mastermind-like
Exons: 8
Coding region: 1087-5196 (1369 amino acids)
Biological process (GO): Notch signaling pathway; positive regulation of transcription by RNA polymerase II
Cellular component (GO): nuclear speck
Molecular function (GO): transcription coactivator activity
Source: RefSeq, a predicted model, not a curated record